Messenger RNA from Acanthaster planci (crown-of-thorns starfish), 2307 nucleotides. Its product is annotated as transcription termination factor 4, mitochondrial-like. The record is from RefSeq and is a predicted model, not a curated record. Lineage: Eukaryota; Metazoa; Echinodermata; Asteroidea; Valvatida; Acanthasteridae. Gene Ontology annotation, molecular function: double-stranded DNA binding. Gene Ontology annotation, cellular component: mitochondrion. Gene Ontology annotation, biological process: mitochondrial transcription; regulation of DNA-templated transcription; mitochondrial ribosome assembly.
UACCCAAAACACGACCCCCGUCUGCAUGCUGCAUGCUCGCUUGUAAUGGUCAGUGCUCGAUUGGCACCUUCUUUACGCAUGAUGCCUUGAGUUAAUCAAUGUUACGACUAUUGUGACUAUAUAUUUAUUCUUUGAAAAUACGGCAGAUGAAGCUUAUAAAACAUGUUAAGUCUGCAGCGUUUGAGAAGUAGCAUGACGUGGCAGCUCACAAAGAUGCAGUUGGAGCUGGGGUGGUGUAGAGACGUUUUGGGCAGAAUAUCUUCAGCCCUGCAUGCUCAUAAAUAUUGUCAUCAGUUAUCGUUGCCUGGCCAGAACGUUAGGCCGUACAUGUACAUGUGUGCUUAUGCAUGUGCACGGACAGUCGGUGGCAAAUUUCAGCUCGUCCCACAUUCAAAGAGGCACGCUGCACUUGCAAGUUUUGUGGACAGUCACUGGGGGUGGAAGCAGUCUGGCGCCUUUCUUCACAGUGGUGAGCUAAAUGUAUUAACCAGGACGGCACAGGAGGAUACACCCAAAGGGAAGGACAUGGUAACCUUCAUCAGAGAUGACAAUGACUUGGAGAGGUUCUUGGGGCAUAUCACGGACCUUCUGUCAACUCCCGACUUCUCCAAGGUCAGGAUCCCUGUAGAGGAGGCGAAAACCAGAGCCGAGGAGCUGGUGCAUAGACUGCUGGAGAUGAAAGCUGAUCCCAGGAACAUCUACGCCUUUCUUUGCUCCAAGCCACGGGUCCUGAGUGCCCAACAAGAUGCCCUGAUGCAGAACCUCCAGUUCUUGGAGGAGCUGCGCGUGGUGGGGAACCAGGCCCUGCUUGUGUUGGACCGCAACCCCAAGGUCUGGGGUGCCGACGAGGCGGUGCUGAGGGACAGGGUGCGACGACUACGGAAGCUGGGCCUGGUAGAGGGCAGCCUUCAGAAGGUGAUCACCAACUGGCCGGCCAUCCUGACGCUGAGGAAGAGCAGGUUGAAUGGCUCCAUUGACAUGCUUAGGAAGUGCCAGUUCUCCGGACGCCAGAUUACUGCAAUUGUUAUAAGUUCUCCCCAGGUGUUAGACAGCCAGCCAGCAGACAUCGAGCUGCGAUUUCAGUACGUGUAUUUCACCAUGGGACUCCAGAAGCAGGCUGACAUGGUCCAGGCCAAUCUCUUCAAGUACUCGCUAGAACACAUCCGCUGUCGACACCUGGUGCUGGAGAGACUGGGCAUCUACCAGCUGCCCAGCAAGCCAGGCGGCACGCGGGCGGACAACCCCAAGCUCUGCCGCAUCGUCGACUGCACUGAUGCACGGUUUGCCCAAAAGUGCGCAGGGAUAUCCCCAGAGGAGUAUGAGACCUUCCAAAGGAAUCUGGAAGAUGAAGCGAAGCGGGACGACGAGGGGGAUACGGAGGAAGAGACGGACGAGGGCUUUGUAGACUAUGACCAUGAUGACGGCACAAGGCACACAUCAUGAAACUUGACUAUGCACCCAUUCAUGUAUCAUGUACCUCAACAGAACCCUCCAGCUUGCCAAGUGCAGACUCUGGUGAUGACGCUAGGAUAAUUUGAAAUGGCUGAAUAUUCAAAUACUGGUAUUAAACUUAUUAUUUAUUAAACAAAGAUUGAGGUACUCGGUUGUAUUAAAUUCCCUGGACCUGAAGCAAAAUAUAUGUUUUGACAAAAAGUAAAAAUGGAAAGUCUUUCAGGAAACUUAAUUUUGGUCUUACAUGUAGUACUGGGCAUAUCGAAUUUAGCUGUCUUAAGUUGACUUGAGUAAGAUUGUGACCUUGAAAUGUGCUUUUAAAAGAGCCAUUUUGUGACCAAGCAAUUGAAUACUGUAUGUCCCUUUCUUACUUCCUGAUUUCACCGCUGAAUAUGUGUAUUCAAUUGGAAUAUUCUGUGAUUAAUCAAAUAUCCAAUAUGUUCCUAUAAGCGGAACAGUCCUAUCUGAUAAGAGCAGAAGAAAACAUCUCUUGGUCCAGCAGUUGUAUGAAACGGCUUAGUGGCUGGCCCCUUGGGUCCAGAUUUGUCUGUUAUGCAGGACUUGUCCAUUAAUGGGAUUGUUGAAUUCCAAAGAUAAAACGCUGCUUUCAGAAAACUUCAUACAAAAUCUUUUGUCCAAAAUAGGACAACCAUUAAAUCUCCAGCAAAUGUGUACAAUCCAGUUUUGUAAGUCUGAAACGUUUAAAAUAGAGUUUUAAUGAAAAUCUGAAUUACAUGUACACAAUAAAAAUUGAAAUACUGUUCUCAAUACUGUUCAGGGAUCACUUGAAAGUUCCACAUGUAACAAAAUGUCACCUCGGGUCCAUAUAAACCACUUCCGUGACCUUGACUUUCA